AUGGCCAGAUUGGCGGAUACACUGACGGAAGCUGGGCAUAAUGUGACAUUUCUGAUCCCUGUCGCUGAUGAAACAAGAAAAGGACAAUUGGGAGUGAAGUUAACGAAGGAUGUGGUAAUGGUGGAGCAAGACGCCGAAAUGCGUCGUCACGUGAAACCAAUCGACGAUGAUAUGGUACAGUUUUGGACAACAGAUAUGGACUCAUCGAAUACUGAUACAAUCUUCAACAUGUUCACCGAGUCGAUGACACUCUCCUGUGAGAACUUUAUGCGCAAUCGAGAAGUAUUCGACCAGAUGAAAUCCCGUAACUUCGACGUGGGAAUCUUCGAACCAGUCUCUGUGUGUGGACUCGGAUUUAUGCAUGCUCUGGGGAUAGAUAAAGUGAUAAUGGCAUCAUCGUGUACCCACUAUGACGGAACAGUUGCCGCUAUCGGGGAGCCAUUGGAUUUCAGUUAUGUACCUGGGAUGAUGAGUAAAUCUGGAGAGAAAAUGAGUAUUUUCGAGAGACUUGAAAACUAUAAAAUGUCGAUGGCAUCCUAUAGAUGGCAGUACGGAAUGUGGGAUAAGUAA
Messenger RNA from Caenorhabditis remanei, 570 nucleotides. RefSeq lists its product as uncharacterized. Lineage: Eukaryota; Metazoa; Nematoda; Chromadorea; Rhabditida; Rhabditidae. Gene Ontology annotation, molecular function: UDP-glycosyltransferase activity. Bases 1 to 570 code for a protein of 189 amino acids. The record is from RefSeq and is a predicted model, not a curated record. The transcript is spliced from 4 exons.